This is a messenger RNA of Ostrea edulis (European flat oyster), 2024 nucleotides long. Its product is annotated as E3 ubiquitin-protein ligase RNF14-like. Gene Ontology annotation, biological process: protein polyubiquitination; ubiquitin-dependent protein catabolic process; positive regulation of proteasomal ubiquitin-dependent protein catabolic process. Gene Ontology annotation, cellular component: ubiquitin ligase complex; cytoplasm. The transcript has 12 exons. Gene Ontology annotation, molecular function: ubiquitin protein ligase activity; ubiquitin conjugating enzyme binding; zinc ion binding. The record is from RefSeq and is a predicted model, not a curated record. Lineage: Eukaryota; Metazoa; Mollusca; Bivalvia; Ostreida; Ostreidae. The coding region runs from base 320 to 1963 and encodes 547 amino acids.
UCCAAGAAACCGGAAGUAUUGCAUAUCGUAGGUAAACAAAUCGAAAAUAAUGAAUGACUCUCUGUGAUGCAAUUGCACUUUAUUUGGGAAGAGGAUGAAUGGAAUGAUGAUAUCGGCAUGUAAAGUCUAGACACAAUGUUACCGAAUGACAUAUAGAUCUACUGAACACCCUCGAAAUGGCGACUGGAGGAGACGUCGAACACUGUCGUCAUGGCCAGGAGUGGGCAUUACAUCAUAAAAAUAACUAUUUAGAGCAAAGCGAUGAGACGCAGAAAAUUCAUUUGGGACGCAAGUUUGUCUGAUAUGGCGAGUCCCGUGGAUGCGUCAGAGACGUCACAGACUCCAAGUGAUGGCCCUGGAAUCUAUUUAUGAGCCAGCAGAGGGAGAGGUUGCAUUGAGUGUUCUGAGUCGCCCUGACGUGGACGUGGACAGUGAACCAAAGGAUGGACUCUUUUGUAUUCAGGUGGAUAUACCAGUAAAGACCUCUGGUAAAGCAGUUACAGUGGACAUAUAUAUGCCAUCAAACGAACUGGAAAAAAAUGUGGACUUUUCUGUGUUCAGGCGAUCAGACUCAGGAAUGAGAAUAGUUGGCUCAGUGACAGUCAAGUAUUUAUACCCUAUCAGUCUAACUAUUGUACUUCCCCAUGAAUACCCUAGCAGUGCCCUUCCAAAGUUCACAAUGUCUUGUCCAUGGUUGACCUCACUCCAUAUGACCUCUUUGUGUCAGAUGAUGGACAGGCUGUGGGAAGAGUCUAUGUACAUGCCAGUUUUGUUUACAUGGAUUACAUGGCUUCAAGAGAACCUAAUGGAUCAUCUUGGUUUGAGAGAUAGGAUAUUACUGCAAACUGAUGAUGUAGAAGACAGUGACAAUAGAGUCUUAUCUGAAUGCAUGCAAAUAGAGGAAGCUGUGACUAGUAUCCUCAGGUAUGAUCAUCACAGAGACGAAGACGAAUUUACUCAGCGUGAACAGGAGUGUAACAUUUGUUUCACACAGCAGACAGGCAGGACUUUCAUAAGGAUCCAGCCUUGUAAACAUCACUUCUGUCGAGACUGUGUUGAUGAAUAUUGCAGGACACACAUUAAGGAUGGCAAUGUUUUGAACCUGAAGUGUCCAGAAACAGACUGUAAAUGUGAGAUCCCACCACCACUGGUAUCAGCCAACCUUACCCCUGAAGAGUAUGAAAGAUAUGAAACUUUAUCUCUAAGGAAAGGACUGGAUUGCAUGGGAGACAUUGUUUGGUGCCCCCGCUGUCAGAACCCUGUCAUUCAGGAAAAAGAGGAGGAGCUUAAGCUGGGUCACUGCCUUGCCUGCUUCUACAGUUUCUGUACACAGUGUCAGGAGCAAUGGCAUCAGGGAAAAUGUUAUGCAGACCUUCUUGAACAAGAAAUGGAUGAUAAGAAAGAAAACUUUGAGGAGGAAAGGCAAAAAAGGCUGGCCAGGAAACGAGAGGAAAUGCUGAGCCGUGAAGUCAUUGCUAAAACCACACAACCAUGCCCAAGUUGCAAAAUGGACAUCUCUAAAAUGUCUGGAUGUAACAAGGUGGUUUGUGGAUACUGCUCCAAAGCAAUGUGCUGGGGUUGUGGAAAAGACAUUACAAGGGAAUCUUAUGCACAUUUUAGCGAAUGUUUUGUAGAUACAUUCCAUGUAGACUACAACAACGACUUUUUUAAUGAUGGAGGAGUAUUAUUACGUAGAAAUCUUGGUACACAGAUACAUAAGAGGGAGCCUAACCCGACACUUGCUCAAAUCAACUUGACUUUGACUACACAUCCUGAGGAGAAGAAGAAUUUAAUCAGAUGUCCAUACUGCAAACAACGAAAUCUGAAAAGUAAUAAUGAUAACCAUAUUCGCUGUUGGAACUGCUCUCAUAGCACAUGUUUCCUGUGCAAGAAGGCCAUUUUAGAAAUCCCAAUCACUAAACAUUUCUUGCCACCAAGUCUCUGCAAACAACACACAUCAUGACAAAAAAGGAUGCAACGAUUCAUCUCUGUUCACAGAAAUAAUAAAAAUACCAAAAAGUAAA